AUGGACUAUUGCAUAAGAGAACUAGAAGGAAAACAAGCUCAUGAUCCUUUAUUCAUGAACAAGAUGAACAACGAUAAAUCAUCAUUGUUGUUGUCGUCGCCGUCGACAGAUUCUCGUCGUCGCGUGUUUGUUAAUGGACCUGUGAUUGUAGGAGCAGGACCAUCAGGUUUAGCAGCCGCAGCAUGUCUCAAACAAAAAAACAUUCCAUCCAUAAUUCUCGAAAGAUCCAACUGCAUAGCUUCAUUAUGGCAACUCAAAACCUACGACCGACUUCGUCUUCAUCUUCCAAAACAAUUCUGCGAGUUACCUUUCGUCGAAUUUCCAUCCAAUUUCCCAACCUACCCUUCCAAACAACAGUUCAUAAAAUACCUGGAGAAUUACGCCGAAAGGUUUCAUAUUCGCCCGAAAUUCAAUGAGACUGUGAAAAAUGCCGAAUUCGAUACUAAAAUAGGUUGCUGGAGGUUGAAGAGUCAUAGUAAUAGUAGUAAAGGCGAAGUUACAGCGACGGAGUAUGUUUGCCGGUGGUUGAUAGUUGCGACCGGAGAAAAUGCAGAGGCUGUUGUGCCAAAUAUUGAAGGCGCAGAUGAGUUUGAAGGAGUUAUAAGACAUACAAGUUUGUAUAAAAGUGGAGAAGAGUUUAGAGGGAAGAGAGUUUUGGUUGUUGGUUGUGGAAAUUCUGGCAUGGAAGUUUGUUUGGAUCUUUGUAACCAUCAUGCUACUCCUUCUCUUGUUGUUAGAGAUUCAGUACACGUUCUACCACGAGAGAUGCUAGGAAAAUCAACUUUUGGGUUGUCCAUGUGGUUACUAAAGUGGUUUCCAUUGAGACUUGUCGAUCGAUUCUUGCUCAUUCUGUCAUGGCUUUUGCUUGGUGACACCUCUCAACUUGGCUUGGAUCGUCCUACUUUGGGACCCCUUCAACUCAAAAACCUCACGGGAAAAACUCCUGUCCUAGAUGUGGGUACCCUUGCCAAGAUUAAAGCUGGACACAUUAAGGUAAGGCCAAGCAUAAAGAAGUUAAAACAUCAUGCAGUGGAAUUUGUAGAUGGAAGAUCAGAGAAUUUUGAUGGCAUCAUAUUGGCAACUGGUUACAAAAGCAAUGUACCUUAUUGGCUCAAGGAAGAGGAUAUGUUUUCUAUGAAAGAUGGAUUUCCUAUGAAGCCAUUUCCCAAUGGAUGGAAAGGUAAAAAUGGACUCUAUGCAGUAGGUUUUACAAAAAGAGGACUAUUAGGUGCAUCAAUGGAUGCAAAAAGAAUAGCUCAUGACAUUGAACAAUGUUUAAAAGCUGAGGCAAAACAUGGAUCAUAA
Messenger RNA from Lathyrus sativus (Indian pea), 1305 nucleotides. NCBI's taxonomy places the organism in Eukaryota, Viridiplantae, Streptophyta, Magnoliopsida, Fabales, Fabaceae. The record is from the annotation of a GenBank genome assembly.